This is a messenger RNA of Capra hircus (goat), 1877 nucleotides long. RefSeq names its product ecotropic viral integration site 2A (gene EVI2A). The record is from RefSeq and is a predicted model, not a curated record. The transcript is spliced from 2 exons. Gene Ontology annotation, cellular component: membrane. The coding region runs from base 297 to 995 and encodes 232 amino acids. NCBI's taxonomy places the organism in Eukaryota, Metazoa, Chordata, Mammalia, Artiodactyla, Bovidae.
CCUACAAAGCCUCCUGUCAUGCCGUGGCCAAAUAGACAAGUUGGAGAUUUUUUUUUUUCCCUGUGACAUGUGCUUUAGCUGCAGUGGAAAGGAAAUGUGUCAUCUGUGGUUAGUGGAAAGCUAGCUGUACAUAUCCUUUUUUUCAAACUGCAGAUUUAGGUUCAGAUUCUUCAAGUCUAUUCUGCUUUAAAUUAUCUGGAAGCUGUGCUUCAAGAAAAGAAAAGAAGUGGCUUAUUAAAAUCAGGUUAUAAGAUUUUGACCAAGCAUUUUGUAAGAUUACCAGUACACUCACAGACAUGGAACACAUGGGACAUUACCUGCAUCUUGCCUUUCUGAUGACAACAGCUUUUUCUUUGUCUCCUGGAACAAAAGCAAACUAUACCCAUCUGUGGGAUAACAAUACUACUGUCUUGGAUCCAGAUAUUCACAACAAGAUGGACAGAAGCCAAAAUGAAAACUUUAACACAAACCCUAAAACUCCUGAAGCAGAUAAAAAAGAUAAUUCUACAAACAUGCCUGAAACAGCAACAUCAUCUCACAUUGCAUUUUUAACUCCUAAAUCUGAACUGGAGCUUUAUGUAUCUUCUAUUGUCAGGAACAGUCCUCCAACAGUACAGAGCAUUGAAAACACAAGCAAAAGUCACAGUGAAAUUUUCAAAAAGGGUGUCUGUGAGGACGACAACAACAAGAUGGCCAUGCUAGUCUGCUUAAUCAUAAUUGCUGUGCUCUUUCUUAUCUGCACCAUUCUAUGUCUAUCAACCGUGGUUCUGGCAAACAAAGUUUCAUCUCUCAGACGAUCAAAACAAGUAGGCAAGCGUCAGCCUAGGAGCAAUGGUGAUUUUCUGGCAAGCAGUGGUCUCUGGCCUGCUGAAUCAGACACUUGGAAAAGAGCAAAACAGCUCACAGUGCCCAACCUAAUGAUGCAAUCUACUGGAGUGCUCACAGCUACGAGGGAAAGAAAAGAUGAAGAAGGAACUGAAAAACUCACUAACUAAUAGAUGCUUUAGUGAAGAAAAAUGCAAAGUAGCAAUGAGAAAGUUUCUGGGGUAAAAUUGAAGUCAGUUUGACAUUUAAUGCCAAGGUGUUAGUUUGAAGGUCUAAAGUUUGCCAUGGCUGGCCUUGCUUAGAAUCAAGCAAGUGAGAAGGGAAGAAGUAUGCCUGCUUACUUAAUCAUUUAAACGGUGUCUGACACUGUUUUAGAAAGCAAAUAAUAAAACAACAAAGCAUUCAAGGAAGGUUCUAAAGACACGUUGAAGGAACUGAGUUAGAAAGAGACAAUUUAUGAGUUUUUCUUGUUCAGCAAUAGUAGCUACAUGAUCUUUGUCCAAAUGUAAGUAACUUUGAAGAGUUUCAGUGUGUCACUUGAGGCUAUUACAUGCUUUAACAUCUAACAGAAGUCACAUUCCUAACGCAUAGAGUUGAACUGUAUAGUUAGAUGGUACUUUCUUUGCUGAAUGUGACAGAAUCCAUACCAGUUCAUCUAUAAGCAGGGCUAAUGUUAUGCCAGAUGCUUUUAUCUUUACAUGUGGUGUACAUAAGAAAGUAAUUUUCUACUAUAUUUAAUUAAAACUUUAAAUUUUGUAUAAUAAAUUAAGAUGAUAGAAUAAAAGUGACUAUGUAUAUUUGCAUUCACUUGAUUAUUUUAGAGAAUACACAGCAAAGAUCAAUAAGAAACAGAGUACAACUGAAAUAGAUGAGAUUUAUAGCCUCAACAGAAUGCUAAGUGUAAAUGUAAAACAUAUCUUACUGUUUAACUGUAAUGUAACUCUAUAAAUAUUGCUUAUGGGAUUUUUUUAUAUCAAAUAUUCAAAGGCUGAUUAGUUUUUGGACUUUGAGAGUGCCAAGUAACCUAAUAAACCAAUUUUAUUUUUUUACUA